AGAAUGUCGCGAAAGAAUGUCUUAAGUUUGAUCAACACGAUCGUGGGCAACUCUUGCAAGUGCCCCGCCCACUCGCAUAAUUAUGGUUCAGCUGCUCCAUCGGCCUUCCAAACGGGUCGCAUGGAAUACGCCUUCGAGAUGUCGGCCUCAACUGUUCGCUUUGGACCCGGAGUAAGUGCCGAAGUGGGAGCUGAUCUUCGCAACCUGGGAGCCCGAAAGGUUUGCCUGGUGACGGACAAAAACGUGGUGCAGUUGCCCUCUGUGAAAGUGGCCCUGGACUCACUCGCCCGUCAUGGAAUCAACUACGAAAUCUACGAUGAAACCCGGGUGGAACCCACGGAUGGCAGCAUGUGGCACGCAGCGGAGUUCGCUCGUCGAAAGGAAUUCGAUGCGUUUCUGGCCAUUGGCGGUGGAUCUUCUUUGGAUACAGCCAAGGCAGCCAAUCUGUUUAGCAGUGAUCUGGAGGCUGAAUUUUUGGACUAUGUUAACUGUCCCAUAGGCAAGGGCAAGGAGAUAUCUGUAAAACUGAAGCCCCUGAUUGCCAUGCCCACCACCUCGGGGACGGGCUCUGAAACCACUGGGGUGGCUAUAUUUGAUUACAAGAAAUUGCAUGCCAAAACUGGGAUUUCCAGCAAAUUCCUAAAGCCUACUUUGGCUAUAAUUGAUCCCCUGCACACCUUGUCCCAACCGGAACGAGUGAUGGCCUUCGCCGGCUUUGAUGUUUUCUGUCAUGCUCUGGAGAGCUUCACGGCGGUGGAUUACCGGGAACGAGGUCCGGCGCCCAGUGAUCCCAGCCUGAGACCCACAUAUCAGGGCAGGAAUCCCGUGUCGGAUGUGUGGGCCCGCUUCGCCUUGGAGGCGAUACGAAAGAACUUCGUGGACGCCAUCUACCAGGCAGACAACCUGGAGGCCCGAUCCCAGAUGCAUUUGGCAUCCACGAUGGCGGGCGUGGGCUUCGGCAACGCCGGCGUUCACCUGUGCCACGGACUUUCUUACCCGAUUUCCGGAAAUGUAAGGGACUACAAGCCCAAGGGUUACGCCGCGGAUCACGCUCUCAUCCCUCAUGGUCUUUCUGUGGUGAUCAGUGCUCCGGCGGUCUUUGAGUUCACCGCUCCAGCUUGUCCAGAGCGGCACUUGGAGGCUGCCCAGCUGCUGGGCGCCGAGGUGCAGGGUGUUCGAAACUCAGACGCCGGUCGUCUUUUGGCGGACACUGUACGCGGCUUUAUGCAACGAGCUGGCAUCGAAAAUGGCCUCCGCGAGCUGGGAUUCUCUAGCAGCGAUGUGCCCGCUUUGGUUGAGGGAACCCUGCCCCAGGAGAGGAUCACUAAGCUGGCACCCAGGGCGCAGACGCAGGAGAAUCUGUCGCAACUCUUCGAGAACUCCAUGGUGGUCUAUUAAUUUGGUGGUCUAUUAACUUACCCACGCUCAACUGGUUCGCUUCAGGGAAAAAGUGUUAAACUAACGGUUCCUGGUCUACAAACUGACCAUGCUUGAGCUUUUAAAAUUCCAAUAUAAUAACAGCGCUUACCAAUCUUAGAGUGGACCAUAUACUUUUGUGUGUACAUAUAUAUACCAUUAAAAAUCCCAUACAGAAUCACUGGAAAUUUGA
Drosophila takahashii is the source of this 1609-nucleotide messenger RNA. It is a transcript of the gene T3dh, whose product is annotated as Type III alcohol dehydrogenase. The record is from RefSeq and is a predicted model, not a curated record. Gene Ontology annotation, molecular function: alcohol dehydrogenase (NAD+) activity; metal ion binding. Gene Ontology annotation, cellular component: mitochondrion. Lineage: Eukaryota; Metazoa; Arthropoda; Insecta; Diptera; Drosophilidae.